AUGGCCCCUCCGGAAACUUUCCAGAAUCCAGGCCCUAUAUCCAUCACUCCUAUUCUUCAACGUCUUGCAUACCCCGCGGCAGCCGAUAUUCAGGUCAGCGCAGAGGACAUUGCUUCUGCAUUUGCUCUCAUUUUUGAGAACAGGCUAUCAGAAAUCCAAAUGGCGGGUUUUUUGACUCUGCUGCACUCGACGGGCAAAGAUAAGGAAGCUGGUGUCAUUGCGAAAUGCGCUCUGCGUAUGCGAGAGACUGCUUGCCAGAUUGAGAAAGCGCCGUUGGAAAAAGCGAUCAAAACUCGUGGCCGACAUGAAGGGAACUAUAAUGGUGGAUUGUGCGAUAUCGUCGGAACCGGAGGAGAUUCGCAUUCGACCUUUAAUAUCUCUACGACAUCCUCAAUCCUUGCAUCGCCUCUUUUAAUGAGCGCUAAACAUGGGAAUCGAGCGCAAACUUCAUUCUCUGGAGCUGCAGAUAUUCUUAAUGCGGUUCAACCUGUACCUCCUAAGAUCUCUGCUAUCAAUGCAAGUAAUGUGGCCAAGGUGUACGAAGAGACCAAUUAUGCUUUUUUAUUUGCUCCUAACUUCCAUCCUGGGAUGAUAUACGCCAAUCCCGUGCGUCGCGGCCUUGGUCUGCGCACUAUCUUCAACCUGAUGGGUCCUCUAGCAAACCCCGUGGAAUGGGCACUAGAGGCGCGAGUUGUUGGCGUGGCCUAUCAGAGCCUAGGUCCAGCCUUUAUUGAGGCCCUUCGACAAAGCGGAGCUAGGAAGGCUCUGGUUGUCUGUGGCGAGGAAGAUAUGGAUGAGAUUAGCUGCGCGGGCAAGACAAACUGCUGGAGACUCUCUGAGUAUCCGAACCCUGCCUUUAAUAAUUUGCUAGAGGACUGUUCAGGUCACGAUGGAGAGCAGACGCCUCGUACUCUGGUCAAACUUGAUACCUUCCAGCUUCACCCCUCUGACUUCGGCCUGCCUACAUACCCUCUGACCGCCGUGUACGGCCGCAAGAUGCCUAAGGACAAUGCCGCGAUGCUUAUGAGUAUUCUCCGAAACGAGCUUCCGCGCGAUGAUCCAACCUUGGCAUUUGUCCUGAUUAAUGUGGCUGCUCUGUUGGUCACUUCGGGCAUCUGUGAAGCUGACAGCAGCAACAUGGGUCCUGGAGAUGACGGUAAAGUCAUUACUGAGCGUGGUCCUGGCGGCGGUCGUUGGAAAGAAGGUGUCCGCCGAGCACGCUGGGCAGUUGAGAGCGGUGAAGCUCUCAAGUGCUUCCAGAAGUUCAUUGAGGUUACCAACAAACUUGAAUGA
Messenger RNA from Penicillium diatomitis, 1293 nucleotides. RefSeq lists its product as uncharacterized. Gene Ontology annotation, molecular function: anthranilate phosphoribosyltransferase activity. The transcript is spliced from 2 exons. The coding region runs from base 1 to 1293 and encodes 430 amino acids. Gene Ontology annotation, cellular component: cytosol. Lineage: Eukaryota; Fungi; Ascomycota; Eurotiomycetes; Eurotiales; Aspergillaceae. Gene Ontology annotation, biological process: L-tryptophan biosynthetic process. The record is from RefSeq and is a predicted model, not a curated record.